Penicillium mononematosum is the source of this 792-nucleotide messenger RNA. RefSeq names its product SDR family oxidoreductase. The coding region runs from base 1 to 792 and encodes 263 amino acids. The record is from RefSeq and is a predicted model, not a curated record. The transcript is spliced from 3 exons. Lineage: Eukaryota; Fungi; Ascomycota; Eurotiomycetes; Eurotiales; Aspergillaceae. Gene Ontology annotation, molecular function: oxidoreductase activity.
AUGCCUCGCGUGUUCUUUGUUACCGGAAGCUCAGCUGGUCUCGGGCAAGCUCUGGUAAAGGAAAUCCUGGAUAACGGCGACUAUGUUAUUGCAACUGCUCGCAAACCGGAAGUGUUGAUUUUUGAGAAAGCUACUUCCACCAACUUCAUCGCCGUUCAACUCGACCUGCUAGAUUCGAAAAGCGUGCUGACCGCAUACCUCACCGGUGUAGCCAAGUUUGGUCGCAUUGACGUGGUCGUCAACAACGGGGGAUAUGGAUUGAGCGGCCCCUUUGAAGAUCUAACCGACGAGGAUAUCAAGCGACAAAUGAACGUCAAUUUCACCGGUGCGCUUGUUUCUACUCGCACUGCCAUUAAGGUUAUGAGAGAACAAAAUCCUCCAGGAGGCAUUAUUCAGCAAAUCACCAGCAUCGGUGGUCGCAUCGGGAUGCCAUGGAUGUGCAUGUACAGUGCCUCGAAGUUUGCCCUCGAGGGAUUCACCGAAGCCGUUGCGCAAGAAAUGGAUCCGAAGCGGGGAAUCAAGUUUACUUGUCUUGAACCCGGUGGUUUCAGGACGGACUUCUUCCCCGAUCGAUGGUAUACACUAAUGCUACAUCUUCGGCAGGAAUCUCAACGCGGCGAUCCUCCAAAGGGGGCAAAGGCACUAUAUCACUUGGCAACGUUGGAGGAUCCCCCGAAAAGGGCGGUUCUUGGAAGUGAUGCCUAUGAAUGGUUGAAUGAACACAUGAUGGCCGAGCAUGAGGAUCUGCUUCGCAAUAAGUCCCUGGCCCGUAGCACAGAUGUCGAUGAUUGA